AUGACAAGUACAUCUGAAUCUAUUGGUAUUCUUGAUUUAAUUUUAUCUGAACAUAAAUAUAUGCGUGAUGAAUAUGAACACUUCAAAAGUGUUGAUGAUACUGCUGAACUUAAUCCACGUGUACGUGAUUGGAUUGCUUAUGUAGCAUUACAUGGACAUAAAGAAGAAAUAGCAUUUUAUCCGAAAGUUGAAGUUUAUUUAAAAGAUGAAAAAAAAGGUGGACAUCAUUUAAUUGAACAUGGAAUAAAAGAACAUCGUGAACUUGAAGUUGAAUUAAAAAAAUUAGCUGAACAAUCAACGAUUACUUGGGAACAAAUAAGAAAAGCAGUUGCUAAAUUAAUGCAUCAUUUAGAUGAAGAAGAAACCGAUAUUAUUGAACCACUUCGAUCAAAACUUGAUCAAAAACUUCAACUUGAACUUGCUCAACAAUUUAUCGAUGCAGGUCGACUAGCAUCUAAAAAACCUCAUCCUGAGAUGUCGAAAAAUCCUGAAAAAGCUCCACGAGAUAAUAUUGAUGUUGGAUUAGCUGAAAAACGUUAA
Adineta steineri is the source of this 540-nucleotide messenger RNA. The record is from the annotation of a GenBank genome assembly. NCBI's taxonomy places the organism in Eukaryota, Metazoa, Rotifera, Eurotatoria, Adinetida, Adinetidae.